Molecule: messenger RNA, 1320 nt
Organism: Pollicipes pollicipes
Lineage: Eukaryota; Metazoa; Arthropoda; Thecostraca; Pollicipedomorpha; Pollicipedidae
Product: cubilin
Exons: 9
Coding region: 1-1320 (439 amino acids)
Source: RefSeq, a predicted model, not a curated record
AUGGGGGCGACGUUGGACGCGGAGAUGUUCGUCAUGAGGUCCGCACCCUUCCUGAUGAAGAGCCAGGGCCUGCUGACCAACCCGGAGCACGUGCUCGGAAUUGAAAAUGCCGACUCGCAGUGCAGCUGCCUGACCAAAUGUCUGGCGCGGGAGGACUGCCUGGGGUACAGCUUCGAGCCGGACACGAGCAACUGCACGCUGAACGCGGUGCGCGGUAACCACGGCACCACGGAGCAGCGGGACGGCGUGGUGUUCCAGUACCGGAGCCAGAUGGCCCUCAUCGGUGAUUGGUGCAAAGCAGACUCCGACUGCGGCAGUCUGACCAAUGGCGUGGCGAUCUGCCGGUCCAACACCUGCGUUUGCCCCGAAGGCCAAUACCCUCAAAGCAGGUCGGAGUGUGGGCUCGUGCCGACCACGACCGCUGCCCCUGAGACCAACUCGACCGAAGUCAACGGAACAUCGUCCGGUGUACCGACCGAACCAUCGGCUGGACCAUCGGCCGGACCAUCGGCCGGACCAUCGGCCGAACCAUCGGCUGGAUCAUCGGCCGAACCAUCGGCCGGAUCGUCGACCGGAUCAUCGGCCGGAUCAUCGGUCGGAUCAUCGGCUGAACCAUCGGCGGGAUCAUCGGCCGGAUCAUCGGCCGGAUCAUCUCCAGCGGAAUCCACCACGACGACCUCGUCCGCCGGGACCAGCACCAAAGGCCCGGAGACGACGACCACAAGCUGUCCUCCCUUCUCUACUCCGGCGCCACUGGUCUGCGAGGAUGAGGGCACUGGCCGGAAUGGCACGAUCAAGUCGCCCCACUACCCGGACUACUACCCCGCGAACAUGACCAUCCAGUGGACUCUCAUCACCGAGCCCGGCCAGAUCAUCGUCCUGAACAUCGUGGACGUGCAUCUGGAUCCAGGAGAUGAGUGCGGCGAUACGUUAUGGAUACAUGACGGCACCUCUAUGUACCAGACCCCUCUGGAUAUUUUCUGUGGCAGCGAAGUUUGUCCACAACGUGGGAUUUCCUCCUCGGGCAAUGCGAUCACGAUUUUACUCUUCACGGACAACUCAACUUCCGGCCGUGGCUUCCACAUCGACUGGAGCACCUGCGACGCCGGAUGCGCAAGCGAUGAACAAAACGCUGGCAACGUCGCGUCGUACGGCUACUGGGACGUCCUUGAUUCGGUCUUGGUGGUCCUCGCUGGCCGUGGCAUGGGCCUGACUCUUGCGUUCGAUUAUUUUGAACUUGCGGAAGCCAGCCCGGAUUCAAAGUGCAGCGAUUACGUGGAAAUCCGGUCAGAAGGCGGGCCGGUCUCCGACGGUAAGUAG